This is a messenger RNA of Dovyalis caffra, 264 nucleotides long. The record is from the annotation of a GenBank genome assembly. Lineage: Eukaryota; Viridiplantae; Streptophyta; Magnoliopsida; Malpighiales; Salicaceae.
AUGAAGGUAUGGGCUAUGAAAGAUGGAAGUUACUUGGAACUGGUGCAUACACAUGAGGAGAAGCACGGGAUCCUUGAAAUAUUUGGCAUGCAGGAUGCUCAAGGAAAGCCUGUUCUGUUCUGUUCCUGCAAUGACAAUUGCGUUCGCUUGUACGAGUUGGACUCUUUCACUGAGAGAGGCAGAAUCUGUGCCAAGAAAGAGGCCUCUGCUAUACCAGCUGUGCUAUCCCCAAGUAUUUUCAACACAUCUGGCUCAUUUUCUUAA